AAUUUCUUUACAAUAACAUGUUCCUAACCUAGUAAUGAUUUCAAUCACGAAAUUGAUAUACAUAUUUUAAAAAUUGAGUUUUUAAAUAAAAUAAUCCUGAUGCUAAAAGUUAAAGUAUAUAUGUUAAAGUAUAAUAUAAUCUUAAGUAUUUUUUGAAAGAAUUACAUAUAAUACGAAAAAUUUUAAAUAAUGAUACGACCGCCAGUGUUACUUAAUAUUAAUGCAUUAACAGUACGAAAUUUAAAUGUUUAUGAUCAUUUAAUAUCCAAUGGAUCUUAUAUUCAAUGUGUACGAUGGAAAAGAAAACCAAUUUGGUUACCAACAGCAAAAUCUAAGAUAUUUAGAGUACCACAAAGACCAGUCAUACCUAUAGAAGAUCAGUGUGAACUUAAACGUUUAUUCAAUAAUUAUAGAACAUUAAUGAAAUCUUUAAUGUCUUUUUUUGUUGAAAAAGAAGAAGAAAGAAAAAAGAAUUUGGAUUUUAAUAUUGUAAAAAUGAAUAUAGAGAAAGAUUUUGAAAUAUGUUCUAAUAUAAAUAAUCAAUGGAACAAAGAAAUAGCUAUGAUACGACAAGAAAGAUUAAGUCAAGAAAGAACUUAUCGUAUACAAGAAAUUCAUAAAAAAUUAAAAGAAAAAAAGGAAAGAGAUUUAAAAAUGCAAGAAAUUAUAGAUGCAAAUAUCAAAAAGGUAAAAGAAGAAGCUACAACAUUUAUUACAUCUAAAAAUAUAGAUGAAGCUAUUCUGAAUGCAUUGGAAAAUAUUAUAGAUCAUAAUAUUGCAAUUGAUCGUGAUGGUAAUUUUUACAAAGAUGAACCUAAAAAAAAUGAAUCAUCUACUACAUCUAAUUAAACAAAUUAAAAUAAAUGUUAUAUUAUAAAUAGUUUGUAUCUUAGAAAUUAAUUUCUUUUAAUAAAUAAA
Messenger RNA from Apis laboriosa (Himalayan honeybee), 918 nucleotides. It is a transcript of the gene mRpS26, whose product is annotated as probable 28S ribosomal protein S26, mitochondrial. Gene Ontology annotation, cellular component: mitochondrial small ribosomal subunit. The transcript has 2 exons. The record is from RefSeq and is a predicted model, not a curated record. The coding region runs from base 190 to 849 and encodes 219 amino acids. Lineage: Eukaryota; Metazoa; Arthropoda; Insecta; Hymenoptera; Apidae.